AUAAGGAAGUGUCAGAGGGUGUGGAGAGCCGCUCGAGCAGCCUUAGAGAAGGCUUCUGCAAAGAUGUGCCGCAACGCCAACCGUCAUCGCGUCCCGGCUCCAUCCUAUCGGCCGGGCCAGCAAGUCUUGUUAUUGGCCAAGGACCUUAAUCUUCAGGUACCUUCUAAGAAGUUAGCACCCCGUUACGUUGGUCCAUUCCCCAUCAUCUCUAUAAUUAACCCCGUAUCUGUCAAGCUAGCUCUCCCACCCUCGGUUAAGAGACACUCGGUAGUACAUGUUUCACAGAUAAAACCGGUAGCGGAGAGCGCUCUGUCUCCCCCUGUCCCUGCCCCCCCUCCCUCUAGGUUCCUGGAAAAUGGAGAUCAGGUUUGGACGGUUAAAGAAAUCCUCAGGGUCCGUCGACAGGGUAGGGGGCUUGUGUAUCUGGUCGACUGGGAGGGUUAUGGACCAGAGGACAGGUCUUGGGUACCAGCCUCCUAUCUUGCCGAUCCCUCACUUCUAGAGGAUUUCUACCGCGCCAAUCCUGAUGCUCCCCGGCGCUCGUCGGGUGCCUCGCCUAAGGGGGGAGGUACUGUCACGGCGCGGAUUCGAACCCGUGUCUCUCUUAAUUCUGAGUGUCACAAUUCCUCUUCUGGCUGCUCGCUCGGACACGCCCCCGCUCACGCUGGGCAGCAACAAGGCUGCAGGCAAUCACUCAUCAUCACACCUGGGCUUGACGAGAGGGAGCGGCAUAAAGAGACAGCGAAGCCAGGAGACCUUUGCCAGAACGUAGCCAAUCUCACCUGAUGUUUUCCGCGAUCGUGUCUUGCCUCACGACCUCCUCCCGGAUUGUUGCUUGCCUUCCCCGAUCCUUGACCACUGUUUGGACCCUGACAUCGUUGCCUCUCUCCAGCCCCCGACUGCUUGCCUUCCUGCUGACUACCCCUUCGCCUUCCCCUUUGGAUUCGACGAAAGAUACAUCCAACACGCACCGACAACACCCUCUGGUAAAUUAUACAUUGUUAAUUCCACACAUAGUCUGCAUUCACUCACUAGUGGUAGCAUACACUUCCCACACAUUCAUCAAAGGUUUAAAUAAACCUUCAAAAACGCAGUUCUGCCUUGGUGUCGCCUCCUUC
Messenger RNA from Nerophis lumbriciformis (worm pipefish), 1118 nucleotides. NCBI's taxonomy places the organism in Eukaryota, Metazoa, Chordata, Actinopteri, Syngnathiformes, Syngnathidae. The record is from RefSeq and is a predicted model, not a curated record.